Messenger RNA from Zootoca vivipara (common lizard), 1170 nucleotides. The record is from RefSeq and is a predicted model, not a curated record. NCBI's taxonomy places the organism in Eukaryota, Metazoa, Chordata, Lepidosauria, Squamata, Lacertidae.
AUGAAGGGCUUCCUCCGGCUGUUCUUGGGCUACUUGGUGGCGGACCUCCUCACCCUUUUGUGCCGGGCGCAGGAAAAAGCCGGGCAGCACUUGGGCAGCAUCGUGAUGCUCUCCGGGGGGAACCAGAGCCGAGAAGGGGAGCAGCACGUCGACGCCUCGGAGCCGCCCCCGACCCCGGAGGAAUGCAGGGGCUACUACGACGUGAUGGGCCAGUGGGACCCGUCGUUCAAUUGCAGCGUCCGGGAAUACCCUUUCUGUUGCGGCACUUGUGGCUUUCGCUUCUGCUGCAAGUACCGGAAGGGCCGCUUGGAUCAGGAUAUCUGCACCAACUACAUCAAGCCCCCCUGGCUGAACGGGCGCAAGACGCCCAACCGCCCCGUCGACCCUUCCCACGACCCCACCCGAGAUAAAACCAACCUCAUCGUCUACAUCAUCUGCGGGGUGGUGGCUGUCAUGGUAUUGGUGGGCAUCUUCACCAAACUGGGGCUGGAGAAAGCGCAUCGACCUCAGAGGGAACACAUGUCCAGGGCUCUUGCUGAUGUUAUGAGACCAGAAGCUCCCUGCACAACAGAUCACAUGGAACGAGAUCUCAACAUUGUGGUCCACGUGCAGCACUAUGAGAACAUGGAAACAAGACCUCCUGCAAACAACUUGCAUGCGACACAGAUGAACAACGUGGUGCCAACGUCGCCUCUUCUCCCGCAGCUGACACAUCCGCACUCCUUUCAAAGCAUGGGGCAGAUCACAAAUCCCUACGAACAGCAGCCGCCAGGGAAGGAGCUUAACAAGUAUGCAUCCCUAAAAGCAGUAGCUGACAAGGUCAACGACGACUUCUACUCCAAACGGCGCCAUCUCUCGGAGCUCGCCGCAAAGGGGAACCUGCCCCUCCACCCGGUGCGUAUGGAAGAGGACCGCCCGUACAUCCUCGAGGGCGGCACAAUGAAACACAACGGGCAGAAGUCGAAAGCCUCCAAGCCACACAUGCACCCUUUAGCGUACAAAACCUGGGACCCUAGCGACCAGUCCCUCCGAAGGCAUGCCUAUGCCACCAAAGGGAGGACCCUCGCAGGUGACCCGGCAGGGAGUGAUCCACUCACAACGCGGAGUCAGCAUUACUUGCCCACACAGCCAUACUUCAUUACCAACAGCAAGACAGAAGUGACUGUUUGA